AUGUCCUAUCAAUAUCAACUGAAUAACUAUUAUCACCAUAACCACCAUUCCCACAAUCUUUCCAUUAAUUCAAUCUCAUCCAUUAUAGAACCAACCACUCCCCCAAACAACUCUUCUACUACUUCAACAACCACUGACACCUCCAAUAAUAAUACUGCGUCAGAAAAGUAUUUGGCCAAUAAUAACCAAUCGCAUCAAAUUCAACAAAAUCAACACCAACAACAAGGAAUUGUCUUAACUCCUGCUACUACUGCUACUCCAAUGUCCACCUCUUCUACUUCUAAAUCCACUUCUUUUCACAUGAGAAGUUUGUCUAAUGGUGGUGGCGUUGGCUUUUUGUCAAAUUCAAAAGGUGGUGUUUCCUCUUCCUCAGCAAAUAGUAAAUCCAUUCUUUGGGACUCAUCAAACAAAUUAAACCAAAAUUUAAAUUUACCAAAUUUUUCUAUUGACAACGAGGUUGUCUCAACCCCUUUAAUUGUUCCACCAGUUGGACAAGACCAACAAACUACUUCAUCCUUUGCAACACAACAACAACGUCAUCAAAGAGCUAUUAGUGAUUUUGUUGGGUUUGAUGAUAAAGAAAAUAUGAUUAUGAAUAAAUCUAUCAUUACAACCACUCCUAGUGUUGUUUCAUUGUCUAAUUUAGACAACCAAUCUGCUACUGUUGCUAUCACUGAUAAAGUUAAUGGUAAUAAUUUUGUCAAUGGUGUUGGUGUGUCUACUUUUAUUGCAGCUCCUGCUGGUACCGGUUCUGCAACUAGUGGUUGUACUCCAAGUUCUUCUGCUUCAACUCCUUCUGAUUUUACGUCCACCAUGACUCCUCCAAUUAGAAUGCCACAAAAAAUCGAUAAAGAAUAUCUUGCUUCUAUCAAUAAAUUGCCUUUAAUUCAAUUGAAACUGGAAAUUUUAAAACUUGCUAAGGAUCAAUAUGGUUGUCGUUUCUUGCAAAAGAAGAUUGAUGAAAGUUUGGUUCCAAAUUAUCAAGUUAGAUUGGCCAAUUUUGACAUCAUUUUCAACCAAACUUAUCAGUAUAUGUAUGAGUUAAUUAUUGAUCCAUUUGGUAAUUAUUUGAUUCAAAAAUUGAUUGCUUAUUGUAAUGAAUCUAAUUUGGAUUUAUUGAUGGAAAUUUUACAAUACAAUUUGUUUCAAAUUUCCAUCAAUCAACAUGGUACCAGAGCUUUACAAAAGAUCAUUGAUAACUUGAACAAUUCUCAUCAAUUGGGUUUAUUGAUUAAAGGUUUGAAACCUUAUAUUAUAGAAUUGAUUAAAGAUCUUAACGGGAAUCACGUGAUUCAGAAGAUUUUAAAUAAGUAUCAACCCCCAGAUUGUCAAUUUAUUUAUGAUUCUAUAAUUGAUGAUUUAUAUAUUGUUGCUACUCAUAAACAUGGUUGUUGUGUUUUACAAAAGUGUCUUAACCAUGUUACUUUGCAACAAUUGGGUGAAUUUUCUAGAGCAAUUUUGAAAUUUGAAAAUUUCAAAUUGUUGAUUAAUGAUCAAUUUGGUAAUUAUGUUUUACAAUAUUUGAUUUCUAUUAAUUCUUUGGAUAUCAAUUUUAAGAUUUUCCAAAAUUUCAUUACAUUUGGUAUUUCAAAUUUAUGUAAUUUAAAGUUUAGUUCCAAUGUGGUUGAAAAAUUUUUAAAGAAUUGUUACACCAAUGAAACUGUCAAUUCAUCAUUUGCUAAUUUGAAAUUUGAAUUGAUUUAUAUAAUUUUGAUUAAUGAUUUGAAUGUAUUGAUCAAUGAUCCUUAUGGGAAUUAUGUCAUUCAAACUAUGAUUGAUAUCAUUGUUAACCCACAAGUUAAUUAUCAAAAUGCAAAUAUUGACAAGUUGUCAUUGAUUUUACCACAAGAUCAACAAACUGAUGAAACUUUUAAACUGUACCAAAAGUUGCAAGUUGAAAUUAUCAAGUUUUGGUUUCAGAAUUGUAAGAUUGUUUCAAGUUUUGGUAAACGUAUCCAAUCCAAGAUUAAUACAAUUUUGAAUAACAGUGCUUCAUCUUCAAUUUCUAUUAAUAAAACCAAUAGAAAGUCUCAAAUGAAUGCUAAUGGAGAAUUCAUUGUUAAUGAUUUCAACUCAAAACAAUCAUCUCAGCAGCAUCAACAUCAACAAUCGGGACAACCCCAACCCUUGUCAUGUCGUAGUGCUUCAUCUCCAGCAGGUGUUGGUUUCAUUAUGAAUGGUAACAAUAAUGCUAAUGAAUUCUACUCUAAGAUUCAUCAAGUUCCAAAUAGAAAUUUUUCAUUGCCAACGAACUUUUAUGCUGCUAAUGUCAACAAUAAUAACAACAACAACAACAAUAAUAAUAAUAAUUCUUUUAAUGUCAACAAUAAAAAUAAUGUGAAUAGUUCUGUAACAUCAUUUCAAUCAGGUAGUACUAAUACUGGACCUUUUAAUAAUAAUUCUGCAUCAAAUUCAUUAAUCAAUAUGAAUGGAAACAAUAAUGGCUCACAUUUGUAUGGUGAGAAUGGUGACUAUGGAGUUCCUCAACAACAGCAACAGCAACAGCAACAGCAACAGCAACAGCAGCAACCAUGUAUGGGACCAGGAGGAGGAUUUUAUCCAAAUGUUGGACAACAACAAUCAUCUAUUUCCUCGUUGAAUCAUGGUCAUUCAAUGUACCAUUAUACUACUGGACCUGGUGCUCAAAGUUAUACUCCACCACCUGUUCAACCACCUCCUGGUGUUAGCGCUCCAAUGCAUUUUGCUCCACCAAAUUUCUACAACAAUGGCAUGCCUCCACCUCCACCACACUUACAUCCUCAACAACAGCAACAGCAACAUGUUAUGCCACCUCCAUCUCAACAACAGCAGCAACCACAAACACAAAACAUGUAUCAUUCACAUAACCAAUCAUGGUCAUCAACAUCAUCAUUCGGUGGAAAUGCUCCUGUUUUCGGAUCAAAUAAUUGGUGA
Messenger RNA from Candida tropicalis MYA-3404, 2913 nucleotides. RefSeq names its product Mpt5p (gene MPT5). Lineage: Eukaryota; Fungi; Ascomycota; Pichiomycetes; Serinales; Debaryomycetaceae. Gene Ontology annotation, molecular function: mRNA binding. Gene Ontology annotation, cellular component: cytoplasm. The record is from RefSeq and is a predicted model, not a curated record. Gene Ontology annotation, biological process: post-transcriptional regulation of gene expression. Bases 1 to 2913 code for a protein of 970 amino acids. The transcript has a single exon.